AUGACAACGAUUCCACUCCCGAAAUCUGGACUAACCUCUUUGUCAACGAUACCAUAUGUUAAUCGUAACCAGCAUGGGCAUACAGCAUGCAGUAGAAAAACUCCAGACGCAGAUUUACGUCCCCCUCCCUUGGCUCCAAAAGUUGAAUAUGACAAUAAACAUGGCCAAAACUCUAUCGAUAAAAUUCGGGAAAAGAGGCCUAAAAACACGAUACCAAUACGAAUCCACAACCAGGAAAUCAGCUCUAAACCCGCAGUCAAAUACCUUGGAGUCCACCUUGAUAGUGAACUGUGA
Molecule: messenger RNA, 294 nt
Organism: Macrosiphum euphorbiae (potato aphid)
Lineage: Eukaryota; Metazoa; Arthropoda; Insecta; Hemiptera; Aphididae
Source: the annotation of a GenBank genome assembly